AUGAUCGAAAAGCCACGUACUUGUGGGGGAGGAUGCUGUUCUUCCACCGCAGCCGAUAAGCCUGUCUUGGAAUCGGAGGCAAGCUCUCCAGCGCUGCCGAUGUCAACGUCGAGGGGUAGUAGCAGCGACGAUACGAAAGAUGCAUGCCCCACUAUCGAGUUCCAGCCGAUGGCCACCCCAAAUCAUGAUGACCGACUUGUUGUCCAGAAGCCCGAAAAGAGUGGCUGCAGAGCGACAUGCUGCAGCGGAAAGACAGACGAUAGCGAAAAGGUGCCUCCUAAACCGAUGCAGACCGCCCCGAUCCUUCCUGUCCGCGGUCCUUCGGUCAACUACGACAGCAGCGCAAGUCCUGGUCCCUCGUCGUGCCAGGCCACCAUUUGCGACGACGACAAGUGCGGCCACGACCUCGCUCCCAAGCAGGAACCCAAUGGCAAGUACUACCCCGCCCUCGGUCGUCGACAACUGGUGUUUGGUAUCCAGGGCAUGGACUGUCCGGGUUGUUCCCCGCGAGUAGUGCGCGCCCUCGUCGAGUUCCCGAGCGUGGCCGACUGCCACGUCGAUGUGUUCGCCGGGCGCGCUACGGUGACGUACCACCCUGAUCGAGCCAACCCGGACGACAUGGCCCGGCGCGUAGUCGCGAUGACUGGGUUCCAAUGUCACGUCGAGGACGAUCAGGUCCUCGGAAUAAAAAUGCGGCGAAUGAAUGUUCAGUUGGGUCGGCCCCUGGGCGACGACGGUCUUUUAAAGCUCGAGGGUGUCAAUGUGCUUGAGGAAAAGGCGUCCGGUCGUAUCGAGCUAGAGUAUGAAAGGGGGAUGAAUCCUCGGGAUGUUCUCGCGUUGUUUGCGCCCUGGGAUGGGGUGUAUGUCCCUCCUUCCAACGAGUCCAGCGUCGAUUCGGCGCAAAAAGAGGUCGUUCGUCUGUUGUACCUGACCUUGUUCUCGGCCGUCUUGACUCUUCCUGUUCUGGUCCUGGCAUGGGCCCCGUUGCCACCUCGUCCAACUGCCUAUGGCGCGGUCUCACUAGCCAUGACGACGGUCAUCCAAAUUGCCAUCGCUCGUCCCAUCUACGUUUCAGGUAUCCGUGCGCUCCUAUUCCAGUACACAAUCGAUAUGGAUUUGCUGGUGUCCCUGAGUAUGGGGACCGCAUAUGUGUUCUCCACGGUGGCAUACGCCUGUGCUGUCGCCGGUAAACCCAUCCAAGACGGAGAAAGCUACUUUGAGACGGCGGCGCUGCUCGUGACGCUCGUGAUGCUGGGGAGACUCAUCGCCGCAUACGCCCGUCGGAGGUCCACAAACGCGGUUUCCCGAUUAGGAUCGAUGCAAGCCAGCAAAGCAACACUAGUAGAAACAUCCAACGGCCAGGUCCUAACUCGAAUCAUUCCAGUCGAGCUGCUCCAUGUGGGCGAUAUCGUUCGUAUCGCACCGGGGGAACUUAUACCCACCGACGGGAAGAUUAUCAGGGGAGAAGGGUUGGUAGACGAAAGCGCAAUCACGGGCGAAAGCGUGCCGGUUUUAAAAUCCCCAGCGACCGCGCAGGUACUCAUGAUGUGUGGGACCACCCUCGUCUCAAUCCCUGCCGAGCCGUUACACAUUGAUAUGCGUGUAACGGUAGCUCCUGAUGCUAAUACUGUGGCCCGCAUGGCCGAGCUUAUGCAAGGCGCUCAGAGCGCACGGUUACGCGUCCAGGAUAAAACGGACCGCGUGGCCGGAUGGCUCGCUCCGGCUGCUCUUACGAUUGCGAUUGUUGCGUUUGUCGGGUGGACUGGUGUCGGUGUCAGGCAUGCUUACAAACUCGACGGCCAUGAGCGCUCGGGUCAAAUUCAAAAAGCCAUAGUCGAUGCUAUUGGAUAUGCGGUGGCGAUUCUAGUUGUCUCUUGUCCUUGCGCGUUGGCCCUAUGUGUGCCUAUGGUGGCGGUCAUUGCCGUCGCAGUGGGUACUCGCCGUGGUGUAUUAAUCAAGUCCAUCGAGGCUCUAGAGGACGCAUGUGACGUCAAAGUGGUCGUAUUUGACAAAACGGGCACACUCACCCAAGGCAAACUCGGGAUCGAAACCGCCACUUACUAUUGCCAAAGUAAUCACAUCCCAUGGGUCGGGUCCGAGCAAGAGAUCCAGCAACUCGUCUACGAAUUGACCGAAGCGUCCACUCAUCCCGUCGCCGUCGCCAUCCAUGGAUCCCUUUCGGCCACUUGCACUUUAACUGGAUCGCCGUUGAUUAAAUCUUCCAAUGUCCGGUCUGUACCGGGUAAAGGCCUCGAAGUAACUCUUGAUGGGUAUGUUAUUCGAGGAGGUAAUGCGGCUUGGGCAGCUGGUGGCGGUACAGUUCCUUCGAGCUUGAAAGAUAAUACCGUUUUCAUGGUCUCGAUCUCGCCAAACACACCCCACCCUGAAUUCACCACCAUCGCCUACUACACACUCUCAGAUUCCCUCCGUCCCGACAGCAUAAAAACAAUCCGACAGCUCACCGCCCGCGGUAUCGAUGUACACAUUCUAAGCGGCGACGCACCAGGCGUGGUCAGUCGCACGGCCGCAGCCCUCGGUAUUCCCGAUGCCCAAGCCCGCGGCGGGUGUUUACCGGAAGAAAAAGCACAAUGGGUCAAGUUUUUUCAGACGGGAGGGAUGAACGAUGGUGGUGAAUGCGGUACCUCGGACUCGGACAUUAAAUGCUGUAGCUCCGUUGACGUUCCCAAUACCACCAUCCACAAUCACGACCACGACCACGAUCACGAUCACGGCCACGACAACCAUGCCCACACUCGAAAGCGUUCCUCGGCAGAUAUGAAAAGACGUAAAGUCAUGUUCGUCGGAGACGGGACAAACGAUGCUCUCGCCCUCGUCCAAUCCGACAUAUCCGUAUCCCUCGGAACAGGAACAGACAUCGCAUCCAAUAGCGCAACCGUCGUUCUUCUCUCCCCUCUCUCAACAGGGCUGACCACCUUAUUCGCCAUCGCGCGCGCAUCUCGUCGUCGAGUACGGACCAACAUGACCUGGGCGCUCGUAUAUAAUGUUGUCGCUGUUUUGUUUGCGAGUGGGGUCCUGGGGCGGGGGAUGAGGAUUCCGCCUCAGUGGGCUGGGUUGGGGGAACUGGUCAGUGUGUUGCCUGUUGUGCUUGUUGCGUGGAGUUUGGGGUUGGUGAGGUGGUGA
Molecule: messenger RNA, 3141 nt
Organism: Rhizoctonia solani
Lineage: Eukaryota; Fungi; Basidiomycota; Agaricomycetes; Cantharellales; Ceratobasidiaceae
Product: copper(2+) exporting ATPase
Exons: 4
Coding region: 1-3141 (1046 amino acids)
Biological process (GO): copper ion homeostasis
Cellular component (GO): membrane
Molecular function (GO): copper ion binding; P-type divalent copper transporter activity; nucleotide binding
Source: RefSeq, a predicted model, not a curated record